Messenger RNA from Chaetomium strumarium, 1117 nucleotides. RefSeq lists its product as uncharacterized. Lineage: Eukaryota; Fungi; Ascomycota; Sordariomycetes; Sordariales; Chaetomiaceae. Gene Ontology annotation, molecular function: oxidoreductase activity. The record is from RefSeq and is a predicted model, not a curated record. The coding region runs from base 240 to 1019 and encodes 259 amino acids. The transcript is spliced from 3 exons.
GCCCCUCAUUCGGGCGAAGUUAAGCCCGGCUUUCAUCUCCACGGAGUAUAUGUAGACGACAUCAACAUGGGACAAGCCCGGCGAGAUUCAGAGACGGGUCGGGUAUAAUAAAACAUCGAACCCUCUCUCUCUAUAACUAGCCCCUACUCAGUGUGGAAAACAGAAUUUGUUUACCGCCUGUCAACUUCACGUCAACUCAAACUUGCUCUGUGCUCUUCAGACGAAAAACGCGCUGAACCAUGUCGUUCAAGUAUAAGCGCAUCCUACUCGUUGGCGCCUCCUCCGGAAUAGGCGCUGCCCUGGCCGACAGGUUCAUCUUAGAGGGCGCCAAGGUGAUUGCCGUUGGGCGCCGUCAGGAGAGACUGGAUGCAUUUGUCCAAAAGCAUGGCCCGGAGAAGGCGAGCGCUGUUCAGUACGACAUCAACGACAGACCCGGGUUGGACGCCUUUGUCGAAGGCAUCGAGAGCAAGUACCCGGAUCUCGACUGCGUCUUCCUCAACUCGGGGGUCCAGGGCCAAUUCAAUCUGUCGAAACCGGCAGAGGUCGAUCUGGAUGCCUUCCAUCAAGAGGUCAACACCAACUUCCACAGUCUGGUAGACCUCUCAAUCAAGUUUCUACCUCAUCUGCUUGGGAAAUCAUUUCCCACCGCGCUAGUGAUCACCAACUCUCAACUCUGCCUUGUCCCCGCUGUCCUGUCGCCGGCCUAUUCGGCUUCCAAGGCAGCAUUGAAUGCGUUUGUCUACUGCCUGCGCCGUCAGAAUCGGGGAACAAGCACAAAGAUCAUCGAGAUCUGGCCUCCUGCCGUCCAGACUGAACUCCAUGACUACAUGGGAACCGAAAGGGGUCGGGCCGUUGGUAUGCCGCUGGCGGCAUUCGUCGAGCAAGCCUGGUCGCAGCUUGCAGCGGGCUCCGAACAGGUUACUGUUGCGGCAGACGAGGACUAUUUGAAAUUGCUGGACCACCGCCGAACUCGCUUCGAGGCGAUGUCAGAUCUGAUGGAGAAGCACUUCGCCACGUAGAAGGGAGGCAAUACUAGUGCAGCGUAUACGCUGUGGGGACUGCUCGCCACUCAAAGGUUAAUCAGACCGGUGUUUGCACAUCCGACGUCCUUUGAUGU